Rosa chinensis is the source of this 456-nucleotide messenger RNA. RefSeq lists its product as uncharacterized. The transcript has a single exon. Lineage: Eukaryota; Viridiplantae; Streptophyta; Magnoliopsida; Rosales; Rosaceae. The coding region runs from base 1 to 456 and encodes 151 amino acids. The record is from RefSeq and is a predicted model, not a curated record.
AUGAAAUCAAUUCCAAGGCCUACACGACCCAAGGAUCUGAAGUUUUCCCAGGCUCAAGAGGGAUACAGGAAGGAUGUGGAGAGAUGUUUCGGCAUUUUACAGACGCGCUUUAGUAUUGUUCGAGGAGCAGCUCGUGUCUGGGAAAGAGAAGACCUUCGAUACAUCAUGCUGACUUGUAUUCUAUUACACAACAUGAUAAUCGAGGAUGAAAGGCCAGAUGACAGCGAUGAGGAUUUGGAGUCCGAUGAAGAAGAGGAUAACAAUAUGAGGCCCAGGUUGACCCAGGUUUGGGAAGGACCGACUGGUGAUGACUUCGAUCCUGUUGGUAGAGAUGGUUAUUACUUCAACGGAUUCAUGGAUCGAUACGAUGCCAUUAGAAGUGCAAAUGGUCACUCAAACCUUCAAGAAGAUCUGAUAGAGCAUUUCUGGAACGUUCAAGGCAACAUGGAGAUCUAG